GCCACAUCACCUGCACCAUCCGUUACAGGCUAUAGGCCCGUUUGUACAAGCGGGCCAGGCACUUUAAUCUCGUGUCGAGCUUUAUUUUUGGCGUGGGGUGAGCCCCAGAGAUAUGCGCCGUUUACGGUGGAUUUUUUGCAGGCAGGUGGCGGGCACUGACACACAAGAGUUGCCAGCUGCGAGUUGAUCCUUGGCACUCGCGUUUCGUUUUCUAGGGGGAAGUCUUUUUUUUUUUCGUUUCUUCCUCGUACAUUGUCGAUUUUGUCUCUGUUUUGCCUGUUUGCUGCUGUGUUUAUUCACUCGUCCUCGUUUCGUUGAGCGUCUUGCAUCUUGCAUCUCCUCAGCCCGAUUCGGUGCUAACAAUAGAAACGAGGCUGCUCUCAGAUCAAUCAGUGUGCGAGCGUGUCCAACAAUGACGGCGCAAUAGACCAACCAAGAAAUACAUACCCAAAGACGAUAUUCGUGCCGCUUUUCUCACAGAUGAGGUUCGAAUUUGCUGACUGAAUUUGAAAAUUAGCAAGUAGCAGCAACCUUGCCACGAUGCAGCUGGAAACGCUACCCUCACUCGUCUCCAACCCGUCGGGGACAGAGAAACAGCCGCCGGGUCAUCGCCGACUGGCGCAAGACUCGAAAGAGCCCUGGACGAGCAAAGCCAAGGGACUCAUGAACAUGCACUGGCAGUCUCGACUCGAAAAUGCAGUCAGUGGUGUCUAUGAAAACACCUUAAAGCCAAUCUUCCACAAGAAACGCAUCGAAGCGUCUGCUCAUGGAAGGCGAGUCCCUCUCAAUGUUGAGAACGUGGAGCCGCUCAUUGAUGUUCGCCGUGGACAUGCCUACAUUUCCAAUGACAUUCGCACCUCACGAUACACAAUAUUCGAUUUUAUACCAAAGCAGGUAUUGUUUCAAUUCUCCAGAGUUGGUAACUUUUACUUUCUCUGUGUCGGUAUUCCUCAAACAAUCCCUGGUUUAUCGACAACCGGUUCCUUCACCACCAUUCUCCCAUUGCUCUUCUUUGUGCUGUUAACUGUCAUCAAAGAGGGCUACGAUGAUUAUCGCAGACAUCGCCUGGAUAAGGUAGAAAACGCCAACUUUGCGACAGCCUUGGGCCGAAAGGACAACUAUACGGGCAAGCUAGACACAAGCAGGCCCCGGGACAAGUUCAACCCAUUCAAAUCAAAGCUCAAAGCGAAGCCGAGACCUGUGCCUUCCGAUGAAUAUGACGGCCUCAAAUGGGUCCCAAAGAGAUGGAGCGAGCUCAAGGUUGGCGACGUAAUUCAUUUGUCGCGCGACGAGCCCGUUCCUGCAGAUAUCAUUCUGCUUCACAGCAGUGGCGAAAACGGACUGGCAUGCAUUGAUACCAUGGCUCUAGACGGAGAAACAAACUUGAAAAAUAAGCAGGUCUCGAAGGCAUUGGAAUCUUGCUCGUCUAUUGAAGGACUCGCCAACUGCAAUGCGGAGUUCGUCGUUGAGAAUCCCAACCCCGAGCUAUUCAACUUCGAUGGGCAUAUUACGGUGGAUGGUCAGAGUGCGCCAUUGACUUUGAACGAAGUUAUCUACCGUGGUAGUGUCUUGCGCAACACGAGCCACGCGACUGGCAUUAUUUACAAUACUGGCGAGGAGUGCAAGGUUCGAAUGAAUGCCAACCAGCACCCUCGAGCGAAGAAACCAGCUCUCGAACGAGUCGUCAACCGAAUUGUCAUCACCCUGGCACUUUAUGUCGUCAUCCUUUCCGUUGGAGUUUCAAUGGGCUAUAUCCAAUGGCAAAAGUCCUAUGAGCAGUAUUCUUGGUAUCUGGACCAAGCGAGCGUGCCCUUUCACGAAAUUAUUAUUGCUUUCAUUAUUAUGUUCAACAAUGUGGUGCCAUUGGCGCUUUACAUCAGUCUUGAAAUUGUCAAGAUUGGACAGCUGCUCUUUCUCAACUCUGAUAUCGAAAUGUACGAUGAAGAAUCCGAUACUCCUGCUCGUUGCAACACAAAUACGAUUCUCGAAAACUUGGGCCAAGUGGGCUAUAUCUUUUCCGACAAGACGGGUACUCUCACAGACAACGUGAUGAAGUUUCGCAAGAUUAGCGUUGCUGGUACUGUCUGGUUACAUGAAAUGGACUUUGAACAACCAGACGAGACAGCCCUCUCUACGACGGAAGAAAUCGAGUCGGUGCCAGCGACAGAUAUGGAGGACUCAAGCCGCGAGCCUUCAAUUUACAAGCCAGAGCCAAUCAGGCUUACGACCCCUGUAACAUCGCCAAUGAAAUCUCCCAGAUCAACAAUCAUAACCGAAACUGCAUUGUCCCCGUCGCGACCCUCUAUGGGAGGGCGACGAUCAUCCUCCCAUUGGCGUUCGACUGGCCGACCCGAUCACGUUCAGCCCGAGGUGAAUACGGAAGACCUGCUAAACUUCAUUCGUCUGCGCCCCCAUUCUGCUUUUGCACGGAAGGCGAAGGAGUACAUUUUAGCCAUGGCACUAUGCCACACAUGUUUGCCCGAAACUAUCGACGGCAAAGUCGAGUAUCAGGCGUCUUCACCCGACGAACUCGCCCUCGUACGAGCCGCACGCGAGCUAGGAUAUAUUGUGGCUACACGCACAUCUCAGUCAAUUUCUGUGGACUUGAUGGAGGCCGAUGGCACGGUGCAGACGCAGAAAUUCGAUGUCCUUGAUGUCAUCGAAUUCACGAGCACGCGCAAGCGCAUGUCUAUUGUCGUUCGAUACCCAGAUGGCAAAAUCUCCGUCAUUUGCAAAGGAGCCGAUUCUGCGAUUUUACCUCGACUGAAACUGAACUCUCUGGCGAAGCAAAAGGCUCAUCAAGUGCGAAUGAGCGCGGAUGUUGAACAUGAGAAGCUUCGACGCAGCGAGCAGCUUGAACCUCGCAGCAGCCUUGGAGGGCGUAAUAGCUUGACCAUUCGUCAUACUCCUGGUGUUUCCAAACAGCCCAGUGGAAGUCGCGUCUCUAUGCUCAGCAGACGCAAAUCCUUUGAGGUUAACAAGUUGAUGCGCAGAUCCGAAGAUACGUUCGCUCCUAUGGCUGACCGCGGUGGUUCCUUUGAUAUUAGCAGGCAGCCAAUGCGCAAUACAGCUACCACAACCGUUGAACCUCUUCCAGAGAACCUUCAAUUCCUCGAAGAGCAGAGCGUUUUCGAUGACUCCGACAUCUUCACAAAAUGCUUCAAGCAUCUUGACGACUUUGCCAGCGAAGGGUUGCGCACUCUGCUGUUUGCCCAAAAGUUCAUGUCUGAACACGAAUACCGAGCGUGGAAGAAGGUGUUUGACGACGCAACAACCAGUAUCAAAAACCGAAAAGAGCUCAUCGAGGCAGCUGGCGAUAUGAUUGAACAGUCAUUCGAACUUGUCGGUGCCAGUGCCAUCGAAGACAAGCUGCAACGCGGUGUUCCCGAGACAAUCGACAAGCUGCGCCGUGCCAAUAUUAAGAUUUGGAUGUUGACUGGCGACAAGCGUGAAACCGCCAUCAACAUUGCCCAUUCUGCCCGACUCUGCAAGCCCGGCUCCGACUUGUACAUUCUCGACGUUGCAAAGGGUGACGUUCAGUUUCAGCUUUUAGCUCUUGCAGAGGAUCUCCAGGCUGGCUCCAUUCACAGCGUAGUUGUUAUUGACGGCCAUACCCUCAGUGUCGUUGAAAAGUCCCCAGAGCUGUCACAGCAGUUUUUCUCCACCAUGGUGCACGUUGACUCUGUCAUCUGCUGCCGUGCCUCGCCUGCCCAAAAGGCCCUUCUCGUCCGAACUGUUCGAUCUAGCCUAGGUGGCUUUCGCGAGCAACGCCGCCGUGGCCUAACUCUUGCCAUUGGUGAUGGUGCCAACGAUCUCGCCAUGAUUCAAGCCAGUCACGUUGGCAUUGGUAUCUCUGGAAAGGAAGGUCUACAGGCUGCCCGUGUGGCAGAUUACUCGAUUGCCCAAUUCCGUUUCCUGCAACGUCUUUUGCUUGUCCACGGCCGCUGGAACUAUGUACGCACAGCCAAAUUUAUCCUCACCACCUUUUGGAAAGAAAUGUUCUUUUAUCUCCCAACAGCCAUUUACCAGAAAUACAAUGGCUAUACUGGUACUUCCUUGUAUCAGGAUACCAGUUUGACCGUCUUCAACACGCUCUUUACCAGUCUGUGCACGAUUUGCAUGGGAAUCUGGGAGCAAGAUCUAUCAGCCGAUACACUCCUCGCAAUGCCCGAGCUGUAUACUUAUGGACAGCAGAAUAUCGGCCUCAACGCUUGGAAGUACUUUAGAUGGAUGCUUCUCGCAGCUAUUGAAGGCGUUGUUGCGUGGUACGGUGUUUGGGCUGGAUACAGCUGGCUUCAGCCAGCAGUCCGAGACCAGGGUCUAUACGCCCUCGGAACCUUGGCUUUCACUGUUGGUAUUCUCUGGAUUAACUGGAAACUAUUCAUCUUUGAAACCCAUUACAAGUCUUCCGUCGUCAUGUGGAGCUUCUUUAUUACGACCAUUGGUUGGUUCGCGUGGCUAUCGUUCUUGGACGGCGUGUUUGCUGCUACCUCUGGUCCGUACUCUAUUCGCGGAAGCUUUACAAAGGAGUUUGGCUUAGACGUUGUCUGGUGGGCCACUCUGUUUGGCGUGCUUGCUCUCCUUGGAUUGUUUGAGAUGAUAUUGAAAACUUUGAAACGCGCACUACAGCUUUCUGGGCUUUGGCAAUUCCCUCCCUGGAAUAGUGUCGGCCUAAGUGAGGAUCUCACUCAGUGGGAUCUUGAAUUGUGGCAGGAGCUGGAGCAAAAUCCUGCCGUCAGAGAGCAAUUGAAGAAGAUGGCACAAGAUGAAGAUGACAAUGAUGACGAUGCCGGCAUCGAUUUAGAGGAGGAAGAAGAUGUUGGCCGGCCCAAUGACAACGACAGUGCUACGCCUCCGUCCCAUUUUGCAUAUUUAAUUUCACGAUGUCGCCAAAUGAUACCCUUCAGACGAUAGAGUCUGAGUAGAUAGCUUUUAUCAAAGCACACCUUUUGUUUCCAUUUUGUAAUGCAUUUCUUUCAAAUCGCGAUCAUGUCUAAAGUGAGGUACACAUAUGU
[Torrubiella] hemipterigena is the source of this 5015-nucleotide messenger RNA. Lineage: Eukaryota; Fungi; Ascomycota; Sordariomycetes; Hypocreales; Clavicipitaceae. The record is from the annotation of a GenBank genome assembly.